AUGCGUUCCAUGUCUCGUCUGUUUGUUCUGUGCCUCCUCUUGGUGCUGGGGACGGUAACUUCCGCCUGGCCAUGGCCGCCGCAUGGCGAAUUGUUGCGACGAGCUGAUACUACCGCAGCUGAGAGCGCAACCACUGGAGCCGCCGCUACCACCGAGAGUGCAUCGAAGACCGAGGCAGCGACCAAGACCGCCGCCGCGACAGGAACCGACACCACGGCCACGGCUACCGGCACCAAUACCAAGUCAGCUACCGGGACAGGCACUGCUAGCGGCAAGUCCUCUGGCUCUUCUUCGAACAGCACAACGAGUGUUUCUAUCAACCCCGCUGCCGGUGCCGGUGGUAUCUCCAUGCUCAUUCCCACCGAGGGUGCCACAACCUACUAUAAGAUCGGCGAUUAUGUGACAUUGAAAUGGAACUACACCUCUUUGACCAUCAGCCCAACGGCUGUCAACGUUGUCGCUUCGUGCAGUUUGAACAGCGCCACCUACACCAUCUCGUCCAACAUGACCAUGUCGCCCACCGGAGAGGUGGUCUGGGACACCAAGAAGUACCAGGCCAACGCGACUGUCCCGCUGUUGACGGCGUCGUACACGUUGAUUGUGUGGGAUGCCAGCAAGGCCAUCACUGAGACGGCCAGUGCCGGUUAUCUUAGCGCUGCUAGCAGCUACAUCUUCGGAAUGUACAGCUCCCAGCCGUACACUCCGCUCAAUGGAUUUGUCUGCGCUACCUGCAGCGGGGCUUUCUCCGAACUCGAACGCUUAGGGAUGAAAUUCACCUUUGGCAUGUUCGCCAUCACCGUCCUGUCCUUCUCCUGGUUUGCCGGUGGCUUCGGUCUCUUCUCCACAUGA
Aspergillus vadensis CBS 113365 is the source of this 849-nucleotide messenger RNA. RefSeq lists its product as uncharacterized. The transcript has 3 exons. The record is from RefSeq and is a predicted model, not a curated record. The coding region runs from base 1 to 849 and encodes 282 amino acids. Lineage: Eukaryota; Fungi; Ascomycota; Eurotiomycetes; Eurotiales; Aspergillaceae.